AUGCUUUCACUACGGUCAAUUAUUUCGCCCCUGGCUGUAGCUAUUCUUUUCCUUGUUGCAAUCGCAUCCUUCGCACCUACUUCCAAUGCCCAAGCAAGUGCUGACGCAAAGCACUGGGCCCUUCUGGUGGCGGGAUCUAAGGGAUAUAGUGACUAUCGCCACCAGGCAGACAUCUGUCACGCGUACCAUGUUCUGCACAACCACGGCAUUUCAGAUGAACACAUAGUGGUUAUGAUGUACGACGACAUCGCUCAAGACCCAUCCAAUCCAACGCCCGGAAUCAUCCUCAACCAUCCCAAUGGCUCCAACGUUUACGAAGGAGUGCCCAAGGACUACGCGGGAGACCUCGUCACUCCGGAGAACUUCUUGAGCAUCCUGCAGGGUAAGAAAAUCGAAGGAGGCAGCGGGAAGGUAAUCGCAAGUGGUCCAAACGACCACGUGUUCGUCUACUUUUCUGAUCAUGGUAGUCCUGGCCUAAUUGUUUUCCCGAACGACUACCUUCAAGCGACAAACUUGAUCCGUGUCAUAAAACUGAUGCACGAGCAGAAAGCGUUUGGAAAACUGGUCUUCUACCCCGAAGCUUGUUACUCCGGGUCAAUGUUCGAAAACCUCUUGCCAGACGACAUCAACGUGUAUGCGACGACGGCGGCCAACAGUGACGAAAAAUCCUACGCCUGUUAUUGGGACGAUUCCAGAAAAACAUUUUUGGGAAAUUUGUACAGCGUCAAUUGGAUGAAACACUCUGAUCGCGAGGGUCUGGACAUGGUAACCCUCCAGGAACAGUUCAAGUUCGUCAGAUCUCAGACCAACACGAGUCACGUCAUAGAAUUUGGUGACUUGAAGAUAGCCAACCUGAAGGUCAGUGAUUUCCAAGGCGCCAAGUCUGCUCUUUCCAUAAAUUUGCCCUUUGCACCCUUGGAUGCCGUCGACAGCAGGGAUGUGCCCAUUGCCAUUGUUCGCAAGAAACUUCAGAAGGCGACGGACCCUCAGAUCAAGCUUUCACUGAAGCACGAGCUCGAAGAAAUUCUUCGAAGCCGUGCUUUCCUGAAGGAAAAAAUGGUGGAGCUGGUGUCGUUUGUGACGCUCGGUGAUGCUGAGAAGACUGAGCAGUUGCUCGAGGCGAAGAUUCCUCUGAGGGACCACAUCUGCUACGAGCAAGCCGUGCGAUACUUCGACGCCACGUGCUUUGAACUCUCAACUAACCCUCACGCUGUCACCCACUUGCACUUGCUCGUCCACAUGUGCGAACAAAAAAUUUCCGUCAGUCAGAUUUGCGAAGCGAUGGACAAUGUCUGCACGCAUCCAACGGUCGUCGGCAUCGUCUAG
Molecule: messenger RNA, 1326 nt
Organism: Ixodes scapularis (black-legged tick)
Lineage: Eukaryota; Metazoa; Arthropoda; Arachnida; Ixodida; Ixodidae
Product: legumain-like
Exons: 1
Coding region: 1-1326 (441 amino acids)
Biological process (GO): vacuolar protein processing
Molecular function (GO): cysteine-type endopeptidase activity
Source: RefSeq, a predicted model, not a curated record